UCGGCCAGUCUCUGUGUCCUCCAACCAUGGGUACAGCGGUUUAGGGGGGCGCCACACAUGCACAGACCCAGAGGGGCGCCAUCAAAAGACAACAUCACGUCAAGAGGAAGAUUGUUGGUCUCAGCUUGAAAGGGGGGCUUCGGCAGUGUGACCAAUCACCUUUAGGGGAAAACCUGUCAUCUCUGGAAAAAGGAAUAUUUCUUUUCUUCCAUACCUCAUUAUUUGACAACACAUUCCCAUGGUUUUGCUGCACUGAUUUGGAUCAUAAAAAAUCUUUUUGGGACAAUUUCAGCAUCAUAGUGAAAGCUUUUGGAUUAUCCUCUGAGGUCGACUGUGUCCUUUACCAUCUGAGGGAUCUACCUGCUUAUCCCCUCCACCUGGAACAACUUAGAUGAGCUCAACCUGCUAAUAACUCACCAAACAACAAUUGCAAGGUCUGCAUUGACCACUGUAUUUCUGCAACAUUGAAACCACCUGUGACCUCUGUCGGGUUUGUCUAUUUACAUGCAGCUGGCCUCCUGUGGAUUGACACUUUUUCUGACAUUUUUGUCCAGAAUUUACUGAACUUCUUCUUCUCCCCUGCUCCCUUUCUCUUACUUUUCUCUCCUGUCUUUGUGUUGAUCGGUGCAUGGUAGUGAGCCAUGGCGCUGUUGAAGAUGAAGUUCACCCAGCAGAGGCGGGUGCGUCUGGCCCAGGGCCUGUGGCUGAUGUCCUGGCUGGCAGUGAUGUGCGGGACCUUCAUCUUUUGUCUGGGGGUUUAUCUUAAGACAGAGCUGCUCCGAAGGGAUGAGGUGAUGGAAAACACAGAGAUCCACGUGGUGCCCAACAUCCUGAUGGUGGUGGGCCUGGCCUCCAUCGGCACUAACUGGGUUGCCAGUCGUGUCUGUCAGGACUCUUUGGACGCAAGCCGCUUCCCCCGUUGGAAAGUUCUCCUGCUGGCUUGGUUUGCUGUGGCUGCACUGCUCUGCUGUCUGCUCAUCGCUGUUGUGGUGCUCAGCUAUGCCCUGCAAGGACGCCUGGAGGAGUCACUGAAGGUGGGCCUGAGGAAUGGUAUUCGGUUCUACAAGGACACAGACGUGCCGGGCCGCUGUUUUCAGAAAGAGACCAUCGAUCGUCUGCAGAUGGAGUUUCGCUGUUGUGGAAACAGCAACUUCAGGGAUUGGUUUGAAGUUCAGUGGGUCAGCAACAGAUACCUGGACUUCACCUCCAAGGAGGUCAAGGAUCGUAUCCGGAGUAACGUGGACGGCCGUUAUCUGUUGGAUGGCGUUCCUUUCAGCUGCUGUAACCCCGCCUCACCUCGCCCCUGCCUGCAGUACCACCUGACAGAUAACAGCGCCCAUCACAACUAUGACUUCCACUCAGAGGAACUGAACCUGCACAGUCGCGGCUGCCGGCAGGCUCUGGUCGACUACUACAUGGACUUGAUGAAUUCAACUGGUCCUGGUGUGCUGUCAGUCAUCUUAAUACAGAUGUCAGUGCUCCUGAGCCUGCGGUACCUGCAGACAGCGGUGGAAGGAGCCAUGGCUCUGGAGGACCCAGAGGGCGAUAGUGAGGGUUAUCUCCUGGAGAAGGGUGUGAAGGAAACCUUUGAGGAUCUCAAAGCCAAUGUCCUCACCAUGCUAAAGUUCGCACAAGUUGACCCCAACGCUGAAGAGUCCCCUGAGGAUGCAGACGCAGAGAAGGCUGCUUCCCCUACUCCUGCCAGCUAGAGGGAAAAUGUGGGGGGAUGUGUCUGAGGUUUCUGAGGUUGUGUGAGUUGGCUGGUGGCGGGUAGAACACCUGGUUUUGACACGUUAGGCUUGAUUUAUGCUCCAGCAGCCGCAGCCCCCUUGCACAUGCCCAAAACAAGGCAACAUAUAAGGAAUCUUAUCAGGUCCUGCACAGACACCAAAACAAACAUCUCUUCUGUGCAGGACCUAGUGAAUGUGUAACCAUCAGAGAGUUCAGGAGAUGUGUAGUACUUUUUGUUGUAACUAGAAGAGAGUACAUUCAGUUUAAAUGGAUGUAGCGUUCACACACACACAGACACAUAUUUAACACGUUUUGACAUUUGGCUUAAAUUUGGCGCAAUCACAUAAUACUAAAGUUCAUCCAUUGUGCAUUUGUAUUAUUCAUCUCACAGCUGUAGAGUUUGUACUAAACUGCAAUAAAAUGCUUAGGGACCUGUUAAAAUGGCACAUGAAUUGUAUAUUAAAUGUAGAAGGUUUUAACUGCUUUGUAGUGUUGACUUCCUUUUGUACAUGUAACAUAAUAGAGGAGUGAAUUCCCUGACUAGGGGUUAUCUGAGUUCAGCAAGGGGAGUUGGAUUAAGUGUGUGUUUGUGUGUAUAUGUGCGUGCGAGUGUGGUGCCCUAUAUGAAGCUGUCAUCUUGUCUAUUCCGGCAGCUCUGAAACAAUCUGAUAAUCCUGGUGUAGUUAAUCCCAGAACUGCUGCACAAGCAGUAUCAGCACACACUGACAGCACACAGGAACGCACACUACAGCACACUGAUACAACAUGUUGGAAGUUAUUUUAUAAAGCCAAACAGUUUUUAAAUGCUUUUUAUUUGCAAAGAAUAUACCAUGGUUACAGGUAUAUCCAAUGUGUGCUCAUUCUUCUUAAAUAAAACUCUAUCACAGAAUAA
Molecule: messenger RNA, 2623 nt
Organism: Siniperca chuatsi (mandarin fish)
Lineage: Eukaryota; Metazoa; Chordata; Actinopteri; Centrarchiformes; Sinipercidae
Gene: rom1b
Product: retinal outer segment membrane protein 1b
Exons: 5
Coding region: 642-1709 (355 amino acids)
Biological process (GO): visual perception
Cellular component (GO): membrane
Source: RefSeq, a predicted model, not a curated record